Messenger RNA from Clarias gariepinus (North African catfish), 3516 nucleotides. RefSeq names its product WEE1 G2 checkpoint kinase (gene wee1). The transcript has 10 exons. Bases 645 to 2492 code for a protein of 615 amino acids. Gene Ontology annotation, molecular function: non-membrane spanning protein tyrosine kinase activity; ATP binding; magnesium ion binding. Gene Ontology annotation, biological process: protein phosphorylation; mitotic cell cycle. NCBI's taxonomy places the organism in Eukaryota, Metazoa, Chordata, Actinopteri, Siluriformes, Clariidae. The record is from RefSeq and is a predicted model, not a curated record. Gene Ontology annotation, cellular component: nucleus.
ACUAUGACCACGCUUGUUGUAGGUGGGAGGAGUAGCUCGCCAUUCAAACGACUUUCGUAAACAAAAUUUUCUUUAUUAGAUAUAAUUUUGAAGGCUUUGCAUUUUGUUGUUUUUAAUUUGCUGUUUUAACGCCGUACUGUCUUUCUUGGACAUAAGAUUUCGCUUUACCGCACUGACUUGUCUGGGGAAUUUGAAGAGUCGGAGAAGAAGCCAUUUUUUUUUCAAGCUUGUUCGCUUUCGUGCUUAGUGGUUUACAAGUUAUUUUUUUAAGUCGGUAAGAGCUCGUCCAUCCCGUUUCUGUGGAUAUUGGGGUGGCCACUGGACGAUAUCGUCGCCAGUCGACGGCUUAAGACACGCAGGAAUUUUUUUUUUUAAUUAAUGUGACAAGUCUAAAAUAACUUGUUAGCACGGUGGCUAGCUAGCUAACUUAGAUACAGUAGCCGCCAGGUCUCUACGGGGAGCUCAGAUCUCCCAUUAGCCAAAGGGAAGUGUUCCGAGGUUUAGCAGAUAUGCCUAAAUUAACGUUUUAAGUUAUUUUUCUUUAGCCUCCUGACUUAAUUUUGUCUGGACUAAUUUUACGACAGCGUCUGCCCAUUUGUUGUGUUUGUGUAACUCUCAGCGGAGAGUUUGUGCUGGCUAGCAGAAUGAGUUUUGGCUGCCGACGGCACGCAGACUUUUCUCCAAGUCUUCGACCGAUUCGCCAGAAAUUGCAGUUUUCAAAUAGCGAUGGCGAAGAGGACAGUAUCGAGGAGGCCAACAGCAGUACCGGAGCGGAGUCUGGCUUUACCGAGCUGGAUUCUCCGUUGUCUCUGCGGCGAAGCAGCACGGAUAAGAGACCCGAUGAGCUGAACAGCAGCCCGUUGAGCCGCACCAGAGAGGACGACGACGCCGAGUCUUGGGACGAGGAAGGGUUCGGCUCCCCAUCUCACCUAAAAAUGAGAUUUUGUGGCAAAAUCUCGCCGUCGCCGAGGAAAAGCCCUCGCGCAUACGACAGCUCACCGGAGAGGACGUGCGUUCAGGACGACGUCGAGGGCUCGAGCUCUCCCAUUCCUGACUGUCCUGAUACACCACCCCAUAAAACCUUCAGAAAAUUGCGACUUUUUGAUACUCCACACACCCCAAAGAGUUUGCUGUCCAGAGCAAGUACGUCGGCCUCUACAAGCAGGAGAGUCGCACUUUUCAAGAAUGUGGAUUCCAAAGGAAAGGCGAGUCUCGACGGAAGGCGAAACCAAACACCUCUGGUCAACAUUAACCCCUUCACCCCUGACUCAGUGGUCGUCCAAUCAUCAACUCAACAAAGAAACAAUAGAAAGCGUUCUCACUGGAAUGACUCCUGUGGAGAAGAUAUGGAGGCAAGUGAUGCUGAGAUUGAGGAUGAGAUUAUUCCACCUUCAAAGAGAAUUACAAUGAUGGAGAGUAAUAUGAUGUCAAGAUAUGCAUCGGAGUUCCACGAACUAGAGAAAAUUGGUUCUGGACAGUUUGGCUCCGUGUACAAAUGUGUGAAAAGACUAGAUGGCUGCAUAUAUGCGAUCAAGCGUUCCAAGAAGCCUUUGGCGGGUUCUGUAGAUGAGCAAAAUGCACUUCGUGAGGUCUAUGCACAUGCAGUUCUUGGACAGCACCCACAUGUGGUGAGAUAUUAUUCUGCCUGGGCCGAGGAUGACCACAUGCUUAUCCAGAAUGAGUACUGCAAUGGGGGCACCUUGUCUGAUGUUAUUGCUGAGAACUACAGACAUAUGCACUUUCUGUCUGAGCUGGAACUGAAGGACCUUUUGCUGCAGGUCUCCCGUGGGCUUAAGUACAUCCACUCGACAGCACUUGUGCACAUGGACAUUAAGCCAAGUAACAUAUUUAUUUCAAGAAAGUCAGCAGUGAGUGUUGAGGAGUUUGAAGAUGAGGAAGAUGGGCCCAGCACAAAUGUGAUAUACAAAAUAGGUGACCUGGGUCAUGUGACCAGGGUGACCAAUCCACAGGUUGAGGAGGGUGACAGCAGAUACCUGGCUAAUGAAGUUCUUCAGGAGGACUAUAGGAACCUGACAAAGGCUGACAUCUUUGCUUUGGCUCUGACUGUCGUCAGUGCAUCUGGAGCUGAGCCACUGCCAACCAAUGGCGAACAAUGGCACAAAAUCCGCCAGGGAAUUCUACCCCAUAUCCCACAAGUGCUUUCUCAAGAAUUUAUAAGCCUAUUAAAGCUUAUGAUUCACCCUGACCCCACACGGCGGCCAUCGACCUCUGACCUCAUAAGGCACCCUGUUCUGCUGACUGCCUCCAGGAUGAAUGCUGAUCAAUUGCGCGUGGAACUUAAUGCAGAGAAAUUCAAGAAUGCCCUGCUCCAAAAGGAGCUGAAAAAAGCCCAGCUUGCAAAAGCUGCAGCAGAGGAAAAAGUUUUAUCCACAGACAGAGUCCUGACACGUUCUACAAUCCAAUCCAGUUCCAGGAACUCUCGCCUUAUUGGGAAAAAGAUGAACCGCUCUCUUAGUCUCACCAUUUACUAAACUGAGCAUCGGCUUACAAAAAAUAAGUGUCCCACAAUGGGAGGAACAUUGGUGCUGUUUUGCUUGCAAGAUGUUUUGUCAAUUGCAAUGUCCCAUGAUUGCUUGUCACUGUUCUGAUACAAGCAAGAUAGUUUUGUAUGGAAGAAACACCCAGAGCAACUGAAAAUCUCAGUUAAAACUUGUCAGUUUAUACUGACCAUGGACUGCUUUUAUUGCAUGGUCACAUUCUUUUUGCAGAAUUUCAGUUUUGCAUGUAUUUCUUAAGGUAGAGAAUUUCCAUUCCUCUUCAACUUACACAGAGGAAGGUCUGCAUCUGCAUGUUGGUCAUAUAUAUGGGGAAACUAUUUAGCCCUGUAAAGACCUGAUGUGUGAAUGUUCCAGACCUAAGACUUGUGCACCUUACUGCCUGUAAAAUGCCUUAUGUUGAGUAAUGAAGGUUGGGCCCUAUGCGUCAAUUACCGUUAAACAAGCACUUUGGAGGCAAUGGGGAACUCGCCAGAAAGUCUGCUGCUAUUCAUGUUUGUCUAGUUCCAGUUGUAGUUGGAAAAUUUUAUAUAGCCCACAUCCCCCCACCCCCUUUUCACCCCACCUCAAUCAUUGAUCUCUCUUGCUGUACAGACACUUAACAAUAAUUUCUUUCGGUGUUAUGUAGAGUUCUAUACAUAAAAUACAUGUACGCCUUUUUGUUUUUCAUGUAGAAAAGGUAUAAAAUUGAUCAUGCAUACAUAUUUGGUUACAUUUAGAAACUGCAACUUAAGCUAAAUUUGUAUAACAGUCAAAAUGUUUGCUAGAGUAGGAACAAAGAAAAGAUUUCCGUUUCAGCCUUAAGCCUGUUUGUAGCAUUAAAACUAUUGCAUACUUCUUUUAGACUUGCAUCAUCAAUUAACAAGUCAUCAUUUUGUCUGUAUUGCCACUGUACUAUUAUUAGGGUAUUCUUUGGUUUCCCCUUUAGGCUUUGUACUAUGAAGCAUUUUUUAAUUUCUUUUUUUGUAAAUAUGUUCUUUUAAUAAACUAGAUCAACAUA